UCCUCUUAGAAGCACAUUCAUAGAGCUAUACAGCAACAGCUUUCUCUGGCAGGAUAUGGCGAGGACACUGACUUAACUACCAGACUCUUUUUGGACCAGAUAUUUAAAAGCUAAAGGGAACUGUUACAUCUUAAUGGGGUGAUUUAUUUAUUUUUUAAUAUCUUACUGACUUUUUGGAUCUUUUUAGCUUUGAUGGUAUGGAGUCAGUGAGUAUAGCUUAGAGAUAAAGAGCGUUUUGAGUUGGAUUCUUUUUUAUAACCGCAGGAAAUGCCUACUGUUAGUAGGUAUAUGAGUUUCCGUUCAUCAAAGCGAUUUAAAGUCACCAGCAGCUACCCAGUAGAAAGCAGUGGUGGCGGGCUGCCAGCCAAAUUGAAGAAAAGCAGGAGCAGCUCCAGCAAUGGCAGCAUUAAGAAGGCGGAGAGCAGGAAAGCCUUGAGCUUAGAGGCAGCGGAGCUCGAGGUCCAGCAACAGCACAAAACCCUCACCAGACAAGAAGCCAUCAGGUCGCAGACUUUCGAUGUUGACAACAGAGUGUUUGAGAGGACGGAUGGCACUGGCUCGCAAAGUAGUUUUAUGAAGCACAACAAGACAUUCCACAAAUUGUUUCCAGACAUUCCAAAGGACGAAGACUUGAUACACGCAUACAUCUGUGCCCUGCAGAAGGAAGUGCCCUACCAUGGUAGACUGUACAUCACUGAGACAAACGCCUGUUUCUACUCCUCAGUUCUGCUCAGAGACACGAAGGUAAUUAUUCCAGUUUCCUGUAUCCAUAUAGUGAAAAAGCAGAACACAGCUUUGCUGGUACCCAACGCUUUGUCCAUUCGCACGACAGACGGAGACAAGUACCUGUUCGUGUCCCUGCGGAACAGAGAGUCAUGUUAUCAGCUGCUGCGUUCAGUGUCUCCGCAGAUAGAGGAUGGCAGCACAAAUAGCAGUCCUGUCUUCUCCUCAGCGGAGAACAGCUUCGACAAGAGCAAACUUGUGCAGAACUCCAGCCAGUCGAGUCUAGAUGACAGCUUCGACCAAUUCGAUGGCUCUGAGUCUCAAUCUUUACGGGACCAGAUUCUGCACAGACCCCUCAGAGAAGCAGUGCCUAAUGGCCAUGUCCCACCUUUCAGGAGCCUUCACAUGCAGCAGAGUGAUAGCUCAUCCUCAGAAGAACUGUCCAUUUCAGGUGGAUCGUGGGUUUGGAGCGUGACGGAAAAGGCCAAGUCCCUGCUGGUUCAGAGAGAGGCCAGCACCCUCAACACUCUACUCUUUAUAUACUUGAUCUUGGUUGUGCUGCUGCUCUUGUCUUCUGGCUACAUUGGUUUACGUAUCGUGGCCCUGGAGGAACAGCUAACAUCCCUAGGGGCCCUGACUGAGUUCACCUUACAAAGCGGGUAUCAAGACACAUAACACUCAGUGACUGAAGGAGAGAUUGGUUGACUGAUGACUGGAGGAUUUUUUUCAACCUCUUCCAGCAGCAGGAGAAAGAUUUAAUGAACUUUAAGAGUGUGCUCCUUACAUGGCCUGUGCUGUUGGCGAGAGUGAAAAAAGGCCGACUUGUGCAAUAUCAGAGACAACUUGUGAACUUGAAGGGCUAUACCUCCUCAUAUUGCAGUAGACAAACGGACAUGCCGCGAUUUAAGUCCAACGGAGCCGAGCCAAAAUUGAAAACACACUGCCUGGUUGCAGCGUGUCUGUCGUUGAAACCAAAGCCGAGCGGCUCUCGGCAAUGUGCCACGCUAGCCAAGCUACGUUAUCUGUCGUCCUUCAUACAGACACGUCUACCUGAGCAUGGGUCUGAACAGGGCUAUACCAAUCAGCAUUAGCCUGCUCUAGUGCUUAUUAUUGCACCUCCACACCUGAGACGUAGUGCUAUGCAUAACCAAAGAGGCACACCGUGCACGUCUUCUGCAUGUGUGCACAGAGAUGAUUUUGAUACUUCUCUUAUUUACCCUUUCAUCUAUCCAUGGAAUAUUCAAAUCUGUCUCUGCCGGGUUUAUCUCUCCAAAGGGUUCUUAUCUUAUCAGCUGUGGUUUGAAAUGAUGAUAUCCGAAGCCUCAAAAUCAGAUCAGUCCAUGGAGGCGCGAGACUCUCCUGAUGGGCAUAUCCUUUCUCUCUUUCUCCUAUCUAGAACGAUCGCAGUAUUACUUUCCUGGUCUUUGGCAUGAUUUAAAGCAGUUUAUUGAUCAAUGCUCAGUUAAUUUUUCCCUGCAGCCCCAGCUGUGGAUGAAUGCAUCAUCAAUGCACACAUAUUUAAAACGAAAGGACACAAAGAGGUUGUCUCCAAGGCAACAAUGUGUUUUUGUGUACGACUUUUUUAUGACUCUCGUCUUUAAGAGUACAUUUCAAAUGUGUCUUUAUCUAUGAUAGGCCUCUUGAACACCCAAGUGGCGUUUAUAGAAUUUUCAGGUUCAUUUAAAGUAGCAUUGAUAAUGUAUUUUUAAUGCUUAUGCCUGUGUCUGCAAUAUCGACACUCAACUGAUACUGUAUAUGCAUUCUCCUGCUUGUCAACGGAAGGGGAGAAUUGCAAACCACACUCCCAAGGUCCAAGUUUUCAGCCGCGAAACGAGUGGUCCCAAGAAGAAAUUUCAAUAUGCAACACAUUAUUAUGCAUGGCAAAAUGUCAUUUAUCUUUUGUGUGGCGUUUUUAAAUGCAGUUUGAUGUUUGUGGGGAAGAAAUUGUGUUGGACAAAGAAAUCAAAAAAGAUUUGAGUGAAAGAAACUGCUCAAUCGAAUGAGCGCACUUUAAAAAAGAAACGUAUUGUGCCUGUCACAAUCAGACAUUGUGUCUCGGUUUGAGAAGAAAUGGCAAAGCUGGUGUCUGUGGUAUCUGAUGGUGCUAAGACGGUGCUUUAAUUGUUUUUCACUCAGGGGUGGUGGGCACUACCUGCCACAUGGUUUUAGAUCAUCGUCGUCUUGUCUUUUUGUCAUUACAAUGUCUAGUGGUUGUGAUGGGGUUCAUAUUUUGUACAUCUUGGCUUUGGUGUUUUCACAAAUGUCCCUUUUUAAGAAAGAAUACUUCAUUGAGAUGGACUUGACUCUACUAAUUGAGUGAUUCAACUGUUUUCAGAUACUCAGAUUGCUCCCCCCCCAUAUGAACUUUUAAAACAAACCAUACAAUGCAUAUCCACCCUCCAUCUCAAUGGUUUAACACCACUGUUGUUGUGGAAGCUGUUCUUACCAAGUGUUAUAAGUUGUUUUACUCUUACCUGUGUAAACAGUUAUAUUCCUAUGUUCAGCUAAGGUGAAAGUCAACAUGUGAUAAACAGUACUGUCAUUUCCUAUAACGCCUCCACCAGGGGGCAGCACACACAUCCACUGUCCUUGAAUGGACUCAAUGCAAGAAUCCGAAUAAAGGCAGUAUUUGAGUGGUUUUGCACUAUUCAAAGUGUUGUAAAUAAUUUUGUAUCAAAUGUUAAUGUCCUUAAUUCUACUAUGGUCCUCUAUAUAUUUAUUUGCAUUCUGUGUAAUUCAAAGUAGUCUCUGUGAGAUGGCUUUGCUAUUUGUUCAAAAUAAAUCAAAUGUUGCGAAGUAAA
This is a messenger RNA of Eleginops maclovinus (Patagonian blennie), 3524 nucleotides long. RefSeq names its product GRAM domain-containing protein 2B. The record is from RefSeq and is a predicted model, not a curated record. The coding region runs from base 268 to 1398 and encodes 376 amino acids. Lineage: Eukaryota; Metazoa; Chordata; Actinopteri; Perciformes; Eleginopidae. The transcript has 13 exons.